Neodiprion fabricii is the source of this 1766-nucleotide messenger RNA. RefSeq names its product cytochrome b-c1 complex subunit 1, mitochondrial-like. Gene Ontology annotation, cellular component: mitochondrion. The transcript has 9 exons. The coding region runs from base 147 to 1640 and encodes 497 amino acids. Gene Ontology annotation, molecular function: metalloendopeptidase activity; metal ion binding. The record is from RefSeq and is a predicted model, not a curated record. NCBI's taxonomy places the organism in Eukaryota, Metazoa, Arthropoda, Insecta, Hymenoptera, Diprionidae.
UCUUUUAUCAUUUUCACCUCGUUUUAUUUAGUUCGUCAAGAUUCAAGCUUGCCAUGAAAUUAUCUGACAGUCCCUGUGGGUUAUUUAUUUACAGUGAUGGUAAUACAUAAAGUUUGAACCAUUUAAGUUUAUUCAUAUCUUACGAUAUGCUCGGAUUGAGAUAUUAUCGGCGUAUUAGAAACUGCUCGAAGCAAUGGUCAAAAUUCAGAUUGUUCAAGUUCGGCUCCUCGUGCGGGAAUAAAUAUUUCUGGACAGCAAAGCGAUUUCACGGAAAUUCGAACUCGCAAAGCCUAUGCAUUCCCGAGCAACCUCUGGAAUUUUGUGAACUACGAAACGGAAUGAAAGUAGUCUGCGAAUACAAGAGUUCUGACGUAACUACAGUUGGUUUUUUUUUACCCGCAGGCUCCAUGCACGAGAAAUGCGAAGAGCGUGGAGCCUCUUUGUUUAUGGAACAUUUAAUAUUUCGAGAAACACGAUGCAGAGAUCAGCUGCAGAUUGAACAAGCGUUGGAAGAAAUUGGUGGAAAACUUGGAGCUCUCGCUAUGCAUGAUAUGUUUUUGUUUUGGGGUACUGUUCCGUCCUGCGAUAUCGAAAAGCUAUUCAAUCUGUUGGGCGAUAUUAUCAACAACGGUAUUAUAGUGAACGAUGAAGUCGACAAGGAAAGAUUCACCAUUCUACAUGAACUGCAGGAGAUUGAUAUGGACGGCGAACGAAUAGUGAUGGACUAUUUAAAGAAUAUUGCUUACCAGGAUACCGAGUUGAGUAAAAGCGUGUAUCCGGAGACAUGUGCAAUAAAAUGUUUAUCAGCGGAGACCAUAUCAUCUUUCCGGGAUCGUUUUUUCAAGUUCAAUUUGAUGACAAUUGUUUGCACAGGGGGCACAAGUUUGGCUACCGUCAACAAAUGCGCCGAAGAGUACAUUAUUUGUUGCGACGAAGACUCUGCACCAUCGCCAGAUUCAUGUGAAACACAGGAUCACGUCCCGCUGCCUUUAAGUUAUCGAUUCUCAGCAAUUGACAUGAGACACAGAGAUGACGAUGAAAAAUUAGCCCACGUCGCUUUAGCAGUGGAAACACCAGGUUUUGGUCAAAUUAAUGAUCAAUAUGCACUGACGGUGGCCAAGGAUAUUGUUGGAUCUUGGGACGUGACGUGUGGUGGUGGCGAUAACAAUGCGCAGUCUGUUGCUCAUUACGCUUUCAAUUAUAAUUUGUGCCACGUUUAUAAAUCCUUCAACAUCGCCUGGGCAAACACAGGCUUGUGGGGCUGUUAUUUCGCUUGCGACAGAAUGCUGCUUCAGGAUACUUUAUGGGUUAUUCAAAAUGAAUGGUUUCGCUUGUGCACGUCGAUAACAGAAAAGGAGGUUCAGCGUGCGGUAAAUCAAUGUAAAACACGUGAAUUGGCCAAACUGAAUAGCUCCAUUGACCGAUUUUUUGAUAUUGCCGUAAGCUUGUUUCGCCAGGGUAGAUACGAACAGAUUUCCCAACGUCUGUACAAAUACGAUGAAAUCAAGGCUAACGCAAUAAGAGACAUAGCUUCUAAAUAUAUAUACGAUCAAUGCCCCGCUGUAGCAGCUUUCGGACCUGUCGAGAAUCUGCCAGACUAUACCAGAAUUCGAUCUUCUAUGUAUCGACUACGUUACUGAACUAGUUAUAAUUUCGUUUAUGCUGAUAAUCAGUAGUUAGAAUAUCUAUUGUUAGUCUAUUAUUUCCAAUCAAUACUUCGAAUCUCCAUUGUAAACAAAAUAAAUCAAACGUACACAGACGAAUAA